This is a messenger RNA of Acanthaster planci (crown-of-thorns starfish), 2787 nucleotides long. RefSeq names its product RNA-binding protein Nova-1-like. Lineage: Eukaryota; Metazoa; Echinodermata; Asteroidea; Valvatida; Acanthasteridae. Gene Ontology annotation, molecular function: RNA binding. The record is from RefSeq and is a predicted model, not a curated record.
CGUAUAUGCAAACGGCAACUUGUUGUAUGGCGAGCUAGCUGGCUAGCUGGCUGCUUACGUGUGCGCAUUACUGUAGUGAACGUGUGUCCGUGUAGGACGUGAGCCGACCGGGCGCUAAAAAGCCAACAGAAAAGAGCCAGAUUUCACACCUUUACUUCCUUCGCCUGCCUCCGGUGUGUCAGGUUGAACAUCCCAGGAGAUCAAUCCGAAUGAGAGGACCCUAUGCUGCACCUAUCCAUGGGAAUCGCGUGAGGAGCAAAAAACUGGGAUUCAGCGAGCGAGGGACGUGAGGAUUGUGGCAAUUUUCACGGAGGUGUAUACGAUCGGACGUUGCACUCGCGGCAAGCGCAACGGGUAGUUGGCUAAGGAGGAGGGGGAAGGUUUGCACGGCGGUAGGAGAAAAUGGCGACAGCCGAGUUCGUGGGACCCCACGCCGCGGGAAGUUUGGGACCCAUGCACCCCAUGCACAGCGUGGUAGGUCAGCCCAUCAUCGAUAUGGGACUGAAUGGAGAGUCGAUGGAUUCGCGGAAAAGACCGCUGGAAGGGGAAGUUGAGUGUGGUGUGGUUAAACGCUCGAAUACGGGAAAUGGUGACGACACCAAAUACAUGUUAAAAAUGCUCAUCCCCAGUACAGUGGCAGGUUCCAUUAUUGGAAAAGGGGGACAGACCAUAGCCAAGCUACAGGUAGACACAAAAACGGUCAUCAAACUUUCAAAAAACAACGAUUUUUAUCCAGGUACAACUGAGCGUGUAGCAUUGAUAACAGGUACUGUAGAUGCCCUCAACAACGUGUGUUCUUUCAUCAUCGACAAAUUGAAGGAGUCACAGCAACAGGUGACGAAGACUGGAGUAGAGACUAACUUGAUACCACCAGACAGAGCAAGACAGGUCAAAGUGGUUGUGCCCAAUAGUACAGCGGGUCUCAUCAUAGGUAAGGCCGGGGCCAUGAUCAAGCACAUCAUGGAGCAGAGUGCUUCCCGGGUCCAGAUCUCUCAGAAGUCGGAUGGCAUCACCCUGACAGAGCGGGUCAUCACCAUCACCGGGGAGGCGGAGCCCAACAAGAAGGCACUGUCCUUCAUCAUCGACAAGGUGCAGGAGGAUCCACAAAGCGGCAGCUGCAACAACCUGAGCUACGCUACAGCCACCUUCCCCGUGGCCAACGCCAACCCCACCGGUUCACCCUUUGCCGAGGGCGCCGUGGCCGCGGUUAUGCCAGCCAACGUGGUCAAGGCCCAGAUCCCCGUUGCCCCAGUGGGGCUCACAGGGCUCCCGGCGACAGCCCUUGGCACUCCCAGCGUGUCUAUCACGCCGCAGUCUUAUGCCCGGGUACCUACAACUGUAUCAUAUAGUACAGGUGAUGCAGCAGCCAUUAAUGCCCUAAAUACCUUAGCUAGUUAUAAUUACACCAUAGGGGGCCUGCCCAUGUCGGCCAGUAUUGCAGCACCCAAUCCCUUGUACGCAGGCACCCCGGCCCAUUUGCAGCCCACACAGAUGAUCCCUUCUGGUUUGCUAGGUGCGUACCAGGUAGCAGCAGUCACCGGCAAUUCCAAAACAACUCUCCCCACCCCUCUGAAUCUGUCCAGUCCAGCUGCAGCCGAAAGCCCCGUCCUCAACGGCUCCCCAACCUUAACCGUCCCGAGCCAUCACUUGCAGGAGUCCUCAGUGCCUAGCAUCGGAAUGGCGGCUCCCAUGGGCAGCCUGACCGGCGUCGGGGGUGGCCUGGGUGCAAUAGCGCUGGCGCAGGAGCCCCCCCAAUCCUUGGGAACCAAAGACCCGACCAGGGACACCAUUCUGGAGGUUGAGGUUCCCGAGAAUCUCGUCGGUGCUAUUCUGGGCAAGCGGGGCCAGACUUUGGUAGAAUUUCAAACCACCUCGGGCGCCAAGAUUCAGAUCUCGAAGAAAGGGGAGUAUGUCCCCGGCACACGCAACCGCAAAGUCACUAUCACGGGAGCCCCAAAUCAAGCACAGCUCGCCCAUUUCUUCAUCACUCAAAAAGUGGCUCAAGAAGAACAGAACCGGGCAUUAAAGGGGACCACAUAGGCCCAAUUUUUUUUGCUGUCUCCACCUUGAAAGUGAAGCCUAAACGUUACACUUGACAGAAAAAAGACAACACCGUGCCUUGUGAAAUCAAUUCCAGGGGUCCCUUUGAACAUGCACACCAGCAGGAUCAAUCCAUUUUUGUUCAAGGGGUAGUAAUUUAUGUGUGCUUUCAGUCACAAAUCAGAAUUAGAUGGCGAACCAUGAAAAAAAAUCAUAAAAGCUGGAAGUGACUCUCCGCAUAAUUUUACCUGGAAACGAGCAGAAAGACAUGAUUAACACCUUGAUUAGUGAUGAGUUGAAAGUGUCUAACUCAUGCAGGAAAAAAAUAGAUGAACUUUUGUGUGUCAAAAGAAAGCAACAAAUUUAAAAUCUCAAAGAUGUAGAAACAGAAGAUUGACAGGAGAAUUGUGCAGUUUGAUUUGAUGACAUUUCACGAGAUUUUGCUCUGCCAUUGCAACUUUGAGCGGUGGAUAGUAAGCCACAAAUGAUCGCCGUUUUGUCUUCGACACACCGAGGAAGAGUUGGGGCAAAGAUUGGAGCCUUAAAUCCCACCAAAGUAAGUGUAUAAAAAUAUAUAUGAGGAGAAAUCCUGUUAUUUUUGUGUUUUGUCACAUCAACUCUUUAGUGAAUGAUUGGAUGAAUGAGUAUCAGUGAUUUAUACAGAGGUCUUUUCUGGCUUUUUUUUUUUCCUUUCUUUAUGCAAAGUGAGUCGUAGAAAAUGGCAGAAAAAAAUCUUAAAAAGUGAAG